Amaranthus tricolor (Joseph's coat) is the source of this 315-nucleotide messenger RNA. RefSeq names its product histone H4-like. The coding region runs from base 4 to 315 and encodes 103 amino acids. The transcript has a single exon. The record is from RefSeq and is a predicted model, not a curated record. Gene Ontology annotation, cellular component: nucleosome. NCBI's taxonomy places the organism in Eukaryota, Viridiplantae, Streptophyta, Magnoliopsida, Caryophyllales, Amaranthaceae. Gene Ontology annotation, biological process: nucleosome assembly. Gene Ontology annotation, molecular function: structural constituent of chromatin; protein heterodimerization activity; DNA binding.
AAAAUGUCGGGAAGAGGAAAAGGAGGAAAGGGAUUGGGAAAGGGAGGAGCAAAGAGGCAUAGAAAAGUGUUAAGGGAUAACAUUCAAGGAAUCACAAAGCCUGCAAUUCAUCGUUUGACUCGUAGAGGAGGAGUUAAGAGAAUCAGUGGUUUGAUCUACGAAGAAACUCGUGGUGUUUUGAAGAUUUUCUUGGAGAAUGUGAUUCGUGAUGCUGUUACUUACACUGAACAUACUAGAAGAAAGACUGUUACUGCUAUGAAUGUUGUUUACGCUCUUAAGAGGCAAGGUCGAACUCUUUAUGGAUUCGGUGGUUAG